GGUGUUUUAACAGCUGCAUAUGAUACUCAACUCGAGUGGCUCAUUGUUAAAGGGAUAGCUGAUUUUGCAGAUGGAGAACAAGUGAAUGCAGAAAGUUGGGAAGCCUGUGCUAGUGCCAUGGCAGCAUCUCUUGUCUCACACAUACUAAGUGAUCCUGGUAUUUUCCGCUAUUGGCCAAAUUAUUCAGGUAUAAAUUCUUGUCAGUUAAUUAAAUGGGUUAUGAUAAAGCGUGGAGGUUACAGGCAAAAUUUGCUGUCGCUGAAAGAAAACAUGAAUCCUCUGAGAGAGAAAGUGAAGCAGCUCAGAUCCUGAGAUCAAAAGGCACGUCAAUAUUUUUCUCCGAUAUUCCAUCUUCAUUGCGGCAUGAAAUUAAGCGUUAGUAAGAAGCACUUGUGAGGGUUGUCGUUGUUUCCUUAACUGUCAGUCACUCAACUUUUACUCUAGCUCUUCAGUUGAGAGUUAAACAAACUUUAAGAAAAUGUUGAUCGUCGGGGUGCAUGUUUCUGGUAAAAACCCGAGAUUGUACAUUCUUUUCGUAGCGAUAAACAUUGCGUAUUUACUACGAGGUACGGCACAAAACGCUAAUGAUGUUUUUGCCUGGAUCUUUCAGUGAAUGAUCAGACUCAGCUUGAGAGUGGUAGGAAGCAGAAGCUAGCUGAGCACCACAUUGCAGGUAAUAUAUUAACAAAAAAAAUUAAAAUAUUCCUCUUUAUAACCCUGACCUACUUUCUCUGUACCGCUCUUUGCUUCACUUUCGUUUUAGAACGCAAUGAGUGGAAAUGAGCAAAAAAAAUUUCACACGAGACGCGUAUAGCCCCUCAAAUGCACCUUAUGCACAGAGCUGGUUUAAUUCAGUCCAUACUUUUGCCCACAAUCACAAAAUCAAAUGAAGAUAAUGUGGUAGUACCGAAAUUAAUCCGCCCAACUCAGCAUCAAAUUAUGUUGUGUCUCCAGCUAUUAAAAUUAACGUUAAAGUUGGAAAGCCUUUUCGCCUAGACCGUGAAUCAAUUUUGGUAAUUCCAUAUAAAAAUUUACCAAACUCCGCCAAGGAGGUAACCGUUUGUGAUGUUUUAUACCAUUCUAUGUUGCUGUAAGCCGCGAAGUUAUGACCGAAUUGCAAAUGAUUUACAGCUACCCAAAUGACCUUGCGAGGCUUGAGGUCUUGAAAUACCGCAACGUUAACUGAAAUAGAUGUAUGUGAAGUGGCCUGAGUCUCAACCAACUGUUUUCUUCACCAGGUGCUUUGUGCGAUGACCAGAGCUCAACACAAAUCAAAAGGGGAAUGUUUACUCCCCACACAUCUGAGCAAACUGAAUCCACAACCCAGCAGCAUCUUGCAGGUAUCUCUAACCAUGCAUUGAAUUGUGUCACUUAAUAAUAUAUGAUCAGCUAAUGGUCCGUAUUACACUACAUCCUAAAAAAGAUUGCUUACAAUUGUGCCACGGGGUAAAGUUUUUACCUUUAAUAAAGCUUAUGCAAUUUGAGGAGUGGUUAAUUUUUAUAAAGAAAAAGAUACUGUCUUGUCCCUAAUUAGUUGUGAAAACUAAAUACAUUGACACAUUAAUAAAGCUUUUACUUACCUAUUUUUACUUACUUUGGAAUUCUAAGGUACGGUAAACCUGGCAGCAAAAAAACGCACAACCGUGUUGUUUUCAAAAAUUACUGCAAAACGAGUUGAAUUCGAGCUCAAACUUGUCUUGCAACAAAUCAAGUUGUAGCAGGUUUGCGAAAUGUUGAGGCAGAAAAUGGACAGUACUUCUACUUUUUGCAGGAAAAUCUGUACAAGGUGCCCGUUUUACUGGCCCCUGUUUUCCAAAUGUGACGUAACUCUCGUGUAUGGCGUGAUUUCGCGAAAUUUCAUCCAAUCAGAAGUUACUAUUCACGCAACUUACAACAACCAACGCAACCCAAAAGGGGAAUGUUUUCUGUCAGUAUAUCUCAGCUAACUGAAUCCAGAAGCCAGCAGCAUUUUGUAGGUUUCUCUCUCUAAAGCUCUAAAAGGUCGCGGAAUUUUAAAGACGUUUGGGUGGUGGAGAGAAAAUUCUUCGAUCCCUCACCAUACUAAACUUUUGGAGAGUUUGUGGGUGGGACUACUGGGACUAUUAACUUCGCUCCGGUUCUGGACGUAUCUCCUUUAUAUCAACCCUCGGAUGUACACACAAAGUCAUACCCCCAUCGUGGAACAAGGGGGUGGGGUGGAACCCCUCCCCGCGGUUUUUGAUAUGUUGCAGUAUUUCGAAACGAUUUUACCUUUAGUGGAAAGCCUUUAAUCUUCCUAACAACAUGAGCUAUAUUUUAUGGGUGGUGGCGCUGCUGGAGGCCUGUGACGUCAACAACAAUGGGCGCAAUCUUGGCCGCCAUCUUGGAUUUUGCGAAGAAUUACGAAUCAGGUUAAAACCGCAAGAAAUAGUAAUUUUUUGUGCUUUACAUGAAAAAUAACACAUUAAUAAACACUUUGCAUGAUUUUAGCCACAAGAUUCACUUUUAUUGUUGAAAAAAGUUAAAAAACAUGUACUUUCACUAAAAAAUGGCUUAACCACCUGCCACUUUUGACGUCAUAUCUCGUAACCAUAGCAACUGACCAUCACUGAACGUGCGCGAGGAAUGAACGAACAGCUACUGAAAACAUCAGGUGCUGCUGUUUUAUCCUCUAGGAAAAAACUCAGAAAAACCUUAUUGGGGAAGGGGGUGGCAUCCACCUCCCCCCCUUGUACGUCCGAGGAUUAAAAACCUAAUGGGAGUUGGCAUCCAGCCCCCCCUUGUACGUCCGAGAGUUAAGCUUGAAAAGUCUACCAAUUUUAAGGCGCUAUUUCCAGCAGUACCGAUGGAUCUUUUCAGUACUGGUCUUAAAACAAAACUCACUAAAAAAAACUUCGAAGGGUCUAAUUUUAAGUCUAUACUUUUAAAAGGACUCAAAGGCUUACGUUGGUUUAUGUAAGUCUAUGUUAUCUUUACCAAAUUAAUGCCCCCUCUAAGACCCGAUUCAGACGCUGAACGUUUCAUGAGCCGAACCUAAUUUGAAUUAAGGCCGACCCUUUUAGACCGGCGGUAUUGAUUCAGACGCCGAUCUUAACUCCAGCCGAACUAAAUUCAAAAGAAGAAGAAUGCUCAUUUUGGUCAAACUGCUUGCAAAAUACGUUAUUAUAAUUUAUGCAUUAGGUUCGGUGCAUGAAAAGUUCGGCGUCUGAAUCAAAGCCGUUCCAAAGUCGUUCCACAGUCGAAAUUUCCGGCCGGGCUAGGCGUGAAGAACGGCUGAGCCGUUCCAAAUUGAAAUCGGGUGUUCCUAAUUGAUUCAGACGCUGAACUUUUCAUGUACUUAAUUCAAUGUAUUAGGUUCGGCCCAUGAAAAGAUCGGCGUCUGAACCGGGCCUAAGGAUUCUUUGGAUAUCCCGCCCCACCACCACCCCUCCAAGAAUAGUAUCCUAUAUCGAUCUUUAACUCGAGCUCGUUAGUUUUGAAAAAACAAAAGCGUAUCGAUCGUAUGCAACGUACAGAGCAAGUGCUUAAAUGGGCGGCCUUUAUGACAGUGUGAUGAUACCAAAUCGAUCUUAUUUACAGUAUUUUGUCUUUUCCAGGGGUAGGAAGCAUCAUAGAAAGGAUUCGUCAGCUUUACAAACGUCGUGAAGGACGGCUGGUACCAUUUCCGUGGUGUGAUGACCUUAAUUUUAACCUGAAUGAAAUUUUCACCCGACUGAAGAUCGUAAAGAAAGAGAAAACACGAGGAACAUUGACCGAUGAUGAAAUCACCAACAUGACCGCUAUCUUUAGACCCCACCAUGAUUGCCAGAAACCACGGAUUCUUUUGAUUGAAGGGGAACCUGGCAUGGGAAAAACCACCUACUCACAAAAACUGGCGUAUGACUGGGCAAAUGAACAAGAUGAAUGGGACGAGUCUUUUCCAUCAAUUGAAGUGCUGCUCUUGCUUCGAUGCAAUGAUAUCAAAUCUGGCAUCUGGGAAGCGAUUGACGAUCAACUUCUUCCUGAUGAUAUUGACAAAGAGGCUAAAGAGAAUUUUUUCAAAUACAUCCGGGAAAAUCAGGCAAAAGUUCUGCUACUUCUUGAUGGUUUGGAUGAAGCAGAUUCCCGUAAACUAGACAUGUACUACUCGCUCGUUCAGAGUAAACUCCUCGCCUCUUGUCACAUUGUCAUUACUUCUCGUCAUGAGGUUGGAAAGAAAGUAAGGCCAUACUGUGACACCCUGUGGGAGAUUGUAGGAUUUACUAAAGAGGAUGCGGAAAGUUUCAUCACAAAGUAUUUUAAAGACAAAGGACAUUUGGCUGAGAAGCUGAGAAAACGAUUGACGCUUCCAUGGUAUCUGCAUGAUGAUCAACUUGGAAACUUAGACGAGUUAACGAAAAAUCCACUUAAUACAGCUUUACUCUGUUGUCUUUUCGAGGAUUUUGAAGGCGUUCUUCCAGCGAGCAGAACUCAAUUGUACGUUGAAAUUGUUCUUUUUGUUUUGAGAAGAUAUGAAGAAAAAAACGGACUUGAAAGCAGCAGGGAAGACUUGAUUUCAGUUUAUAGGAAAGAACUUUUGCUUCUGGGAACCUUCGCGUUCGAAUCCCUCCGUAAAGGGGAGUUACACUUUGAAAAAAGGGAAGAAAUCGUCAAGUCCAUCAAUUUUGGAUUCUUUUCGUUUCAGAAAGGUGGAACCAAGCGCAAACCUUGCACUCGUUGUGCUUUUUUACACAAAAGCUUUCAAGAGUUUUUUGCUGGAUUUUAUCUUGCGUUUCAGAUUAUCAACAAUCAGAUUGAUUGUGCCUCAGUUAUAGCCGAUGAGCGAUAUUUGAAUGAACUGAACCAUGUGUUUUUGUUCAUGGGUGGAUUCAUAGCUUCACAAAGCCAGGAAACUGCAGUAACUUUGGCUACUAGUUUAACGAAACACAUCAAUUCCCUUCGGCUCAAUUCAGAGGAACGUCGUUAUGUCACAUAUUUAACUUGCGAGUGGUUAUUGGAGUGCUCAAUCCUCGAAGAAACCCUUAAAGCUCUCCUUGUUUGUACUAUAGGUAGCCACCUUGACUUAUCUUCAAUGACUUGCGGGGAUUUCUCCGAACAUGGAAUAAAUGAUGCUUUUGCUGCAGCGAUUUCCCAGGCCCUCACAACCUCCUCCCUGACUGAUUUGUUUUUGAGUGGAAACAGUAUUGGUGCCUCUGGUGCUAUUUGUCUUUCUCAGGCCCUCAAAUCAAACUCCUCCCUGACUGAAUUGGAUUUAAGUGGAAACAGUAUUGGUGACGCCGGUGCUUCUUCUCUUUUUCAGGCCCUCACAGCAAACUCCUCCCUUACUGAACUGGAUUUGAAAGGUAAUAGUAUCGGUGAAGAUGGUGUUUCUUGUCUUUCUCAGACCUUGACAGCAUUUUCAUCCCUUACUGAAAUGGAUUUGUCUAAGAACAGUAUUGGCGACGCCGGUGCUUCUUAUCUUUCCAAGGCCCUAACAGCAAGAAAUUCAUCCCUUACUUUUCUGGAUUUGUCUCGUAACAGUAUUGGCGACGCCGGUGCUUCUUAUCUUUCCAAGGCCCUAACAGCGAGAAAUUCAUCCCUCACUAUUCUGAAUUUGUCUAGGAACAGUAUUGGUGACGCCGGUGCUUCUUGUCUUUGCCAGGCCCUGACAGGAAACUCAUCCCUUGCUAGACUGGAUUUAAAUUUUAACAGAAUUGGUUACGCCGGUGCUUUUUAUCUUUUGCAGGCCCUCACAGCAAACUCCUCCCUCUCCGACUUAAGAUUAGAAGGGAACCGUAUUAGGGACGCCGGUGCUUUUUCUCCUUCUCAGGUGCUCCCAAUAAAUUCCUCACUGACUUUGUUGUCAUUGAGUCAUAACAGUAUUGGCGACAAUAGUGCCUCCUAUCUUUCCCAGGCCUUGACAGCAUUUUCAUCCCUUAAUGAACUGGGUUUGUCUAGUAAUAAUAUUGGCGACGCCGGUGCUUCUUGUCUUUGCCACGCUUUCACAGCAAACUCCUCCCUGACUUGUUUGAGAUUGACUGAAAACGAUUUUGGCAAGGCAUUUGCUUCUUCUCUUUUCCAGGCCCUAACAGCAAACUCCUCCCUGAAAUAUUUGCAUUUGUGCUCUAACAAUAUUGGCGACGCUGGAGCUUUUUGUCUUGCCAAGGCCCUCACAGCAAACUCCUCCCUGAAAUGUUUGCGUUUGAGCUCUAACGGUAUUGGCGACGCUGGAGCUUCUUAUCUUGCCAAGGCCCUCACAGUAAACUCCUCCCUGACUUGUUUGAAUUUGGAUAAAAACAGUAUUGGCGAGGCAGGUGCUUCUUCUCUUUCCCAGGCCCUCACAGUAAACUCCUCCCUGAAAUUUUUGCAUUUUUGCUCUAACAGUAUUGGCGACGCUGGAGCGUCUUGUCUUGCCAAGGCCCUCAAAGCAAACUCCUCUCUGAUAACUUUGUAUUUGUCUAAGCACCGUUUCGGUGAUGCUGGUGCAGCUUCUUUAAAGGAGGUGCGUAAG
Messenger RNA from Porites lobata, 6448 nucleotides. The record is from the annotation of a GenBank genome assembly. NCBI's taxonomy places the organism in Eukaryota, Metazoa, Cnidaria, Anthozoa, Scleractinia, Poritidae.